GCAAUGCUGUGCUGUUUGAUAACAGCACAGUUGCAGACAGUUUACUUCCAAUCUGUUUGAGCACGAUAUGCAGUCAGUGGAAGGCAAGGUUACGCCAUUGAUUGGAGUAAGGUGCAAAAAUGUCAGCUGAAGUAAUAGACCCAAAUCGGCGAAGGAGAUACACUCAUGAUACUUUAGACUUCCCCCGAGAUUCUGACCACAGAGCAGAAAGCCACCACCGAAGGGGCUCCCUCUGUGACAAACACUGUGCAGUUAAUGUGCAUGCAGAGCUGACAGAGACACACUCGCCCACGAGCUCCCAGCACAAUACCCAGAUCACACCCAGAUACAUGGCAGCCAGAUCCUCCGCACUGUGCCACCACUCCUCUGAACUGAUAUGCGAAGGAAGUAUUACUAAGACCACUAUCACAGCAGAGAAUGAAGUGGAAGCUAAUAAACUAUCUAACAACUACAGGUUUGGGUUCAAGAAAUGGAAGAGCCAUGUGACGGAGAGACCCUGGGAAGACAGAUCGGAGAUCGUGAAAGAGCUUUAUUCUGAACUAAACACGAUUAAAACCCAAGCAGGUUCUGUACUUUGCUUUGGGAAUAUAAUCUAUGUUCUGUUAUUUGGCUGGUGGAUCUCUUUGGCAUAUGUUUUUGUUGGUAGUGUAAUGUUCAUUACCAUUAUAGGAGUCCCUUAUGGUAAACUGUCUUGGAGAUUGGCUGGGUAUUUUUUCUGGCCUUUUGGGAAGUCGAUACAAAAGUCUGGCAGUCAUUUCAGGAAGCAUACAAGGUUCUCUACAUGUGAAGCAAUACCCGAAGUGGACGAGAUUAAAGAGACCACCCCCCUUGUUAGGGGUAACCAAAACCUGCAAGAAAGCCAGCCAAGCCACAGGUCACAUGAGGUUGGCUACUGGUGUCGUGUAAAUACAUACCUGUGGCUGUUGCUGGUCUACCCUUUCCUGGUGCUGGUCCAUGGACUGGCCUGCUUUAUCUCCUGGGUUCUAGUGUUCACCAUUCCAGUCUGCAAGAUGAAUGCCAGGACUGUCCGCAUCAUCCUGCUUAUGCCUCCUGAGCAUGUACACGUACGGAAACCAAAAAAGACCGAAGUAGUUUCAGAGUCGGGGGUGAUCUUGUGCUGCUACCAUGCUUUCAAUUCAUACUACUACAAGUAUGCAGUGGAUGGGAUCAACGUGUUCGCUGUCAACCUGCUGCCACUUGUUAUCGUCAGUCUGGUCCUGGGAUAUGCAGAUGGGGAAAACCGGUAUGCAAGUUCUACUGUCAAGUUUGCUAUCUCCCUCUGUUCCAUCAUUCCACUCUCCUAUUACAUUGGAAUGGCGAUCGCCAGUAUUUCAGCACAGAGUAAUUUUGCAGUGGGUGCGGUGAUGAAUGCGACUUUCGGCUCCAUCACGGAACUUACGUUCUACAUCACAGCGCUGAUAAAGGGGUCUCGGGAAGGGAACAAGUGCUAUGAUGAGAUUGUGAAGUCCGCACUGACUGGGACUCUGCUGGGGUGUGUCCUCUUCAUCCCUGGUGUGUGUAUGAUAAUUGGAGGGUGUAAGCACCAGGAGCAGGUGUUUAACAGCCGGUCCGCAGGGGUCAGCUCCACGCUGCUCUUCAUAUCAGUUGGAGGUGCAUUUGCUCCAACUCUCUUCUCAAAGGCUUAUGGGAACCUGGUCUGUCAGGGCUGCACUAACGUCAGUGAGAACGGGACCGGACCCUUCGUCUGCAAAGACUGCCACUAUGACCUGAGUGAAAAUAAUUAUUCAUUAUUUCACAGUCACAUUGAACCACUUGUUUACACAGUGUCUGUGCUGCUCCCAGCUGCUUACCUCGUCGGUCUCAUCUUUACCUUGAAGACUCACUCGCACAUCUAUGACAUCCACGUCAGUGACUGUCCUGUGAUAGGUCACCACCACAGCCCUGUUGUUCUCUGGUCUAGAUGGAGGGCACUAAUUAUCCUGAUAGUCGCCACUCUGCUCAUGUCUGCUUGUGCUGACCUGGCAACAGAGCACAUUAGCCCUAUUUUAACCAACUCAAAGGUGUCUCAGUAUUUCAUUGGAGUCACUCUCCUAGCUAUGGUGCCGGAGCUCCCUGAGAUUGUAAAUGGGAUUCAGUUUGCCUUGCACAACAACCUUAGUCUGAGCAUUGAAGUUGGAAGCUGCAUGGCAGUCCAGGUUUGCAUGCUACAGAUCCCAGUACUGGUCCUCUUCAAUGUUUUUUAUCCUGUUGGUUUCAUUCUCAUUUUCAGUGACUUGCACCUCUGGGCCAGUAUGUUCAGUGUGAUCCUUAUGAACUAUAUCUUUAUGGAUGGCAAAUGUGACUACUUCCAGGGAACAGCGUUGGUCGUGGUGUACCUGAUCCUGUUGGCCAUGUACUUCUUUGCUCCUUCACCUGCUGGCUGCUGAAAAGAAAGUUAAUGAUACAAAUUCAUAGGUUAUAAGAAAAAAAAACACUAAAACGGCUGGGUUUUUAGAUUUUAUACUGCAGAAGCUUGAUGUCUUAUGCAUUCCAACCCUUUUAAAUGGUAGAAUUCCAUUUUGUUUUCAGCCUGUAACAUGCUAUUGACUUGGUUUCCAUACAAGUUAUUGAUUUGUGAUCUCUGUGAAUUGGUUUAAAUGCACAAUGAAAAAAGCGUCUAAAAGAAGGUUCACUGACUUUGAGGUGGUUCUCAUGGUAAUAAAGAAAAGAAAAAAAAGAAUACUGAUAAUGUCGCUUACAUAACCUUUUAGACUUAUUGUUUGUAAUGAUCCUAAAAAUAAAAAAUUAAUUUAAAGUAA
Molecule: messenger RNA, 2759 nt
Organism: Acipenser ruthenus (sterlet)
Lineage: Eukaryota; Metazoa; Chordata; Actinopteri; Acipenseriformes; Acipenseridae
Exons: 20
Coding region: 120-2387 (755 amino acids)
Biological process (GO): intracellular calcium ion homeostasis; calcium ion transmembrane transport
Cellular component (GO): membrane; endomembrane system
Molecular function (GO): calcium:proton antiporter activity
Source: RefSeq, a predicted model, not a curated record